AUGGCCAAGAAUUGUAUAACAGUCCCUGAUAUUAAGUUCACUUACCUGAUAACAUUCAGGCAAUUGAACUUGCUUGACGAAGAAAAGUUGAGUCUCAGAGAGCUGCUGAAUCUUUGCCCUUUAUUGAACGAGAAAACUAUGAUCAACGACCCUCUAAUUGAGUACAUCAUUCAACAUCCAGAACAGUUAUUUGUUGUUUUCGAUGGAUUUGAUGAAUAUAAGCACAAGAGAAAAAUACACGGAAGUUGUGAACGCCGGUUUCCUAAUGACGCAGAAGCCCAGAUGCCCGUGCAUGCCUUGGUCAGCAAACUCAUUCAAAACAAGAUCUUAGCUGAAUCUACUAUCAUGGUUACCUCAAGACCUGGUGAAGCCAAGGAUUUGUACCAAAACAUUCCCUUCGACCAGUAUGUAGAGAUAACCGGCUUCUCCAAGACGCAGAUCAUUGAAUAUAUUGAAAAGUAUUUCAACUCGAGRCCUGAAGAAGCAAUGACAGAGGAAGAAAAGAAGAAGGCAAUCAAUAAAUUCAAAGGAACGGAGCACUACAUGGCAUUUGGUCGCGUUCCUCUCAGAUGCUUCUUGAUGUGCCCUGAUAGACAUAAUCGAGAAAGAGGUGACGAGGAAGCCUGUAAAAAAUCCGCUUCGGUGGAUGUUACUUUGCAAAAUCUGUCAAAACUGGCUGCACAGUUACAUCAAGAAAAGAGAUUUUCCUUCACUUUAGAAGACUUGGAUAAGCUAGAAUUGACGGAAAAUGAGCUACUUCAUAUCAAAUCCAGCAAUCUUUUGUACUGCUGUCCCGUUGUCAGUAAUAAGUCUAAAUACCGUGAAACACAUAUUGAAUAUUGUUUUGCCCAUUCGACCAUUCAAGAGUUCCUGGUUGCUUGGCAUUUGGUGUCGGAAAAGAAAAUCCCGACAAAACGUUCCGACAUAUUGUUUGAAUUCAUGAGUGGCUUGUUGAAAAAAACAAAAAAACAAAACACUUCUGGUUUUAAUGAGAAUGAUAGUUUAAUGGAGAAAUUGUUAGAUUUUGUGGAUGAAGUGCAAGGGUUCAAAGACUUCGAUUUGGAUGACUUUGGAGGCAGACUCUUACCACUGACUUGUCUUUACGAAUACGGCCGAGACAGUGAAUUGACAAAAAGAAUGAUUAUCACAAAUCGCUAUGGAUUCUGGAGCCGUGAAAAUGAAAGUAUUAGUAUAAAGGAUGUAAUUGACACUGAGUGUGAUGCAGUUGCAAUGUUAGUUGACACGCUGGACACUGUGUCACCGUCUGUCCCACCACCGAAUACUUUGCAUAUUUAUCUCUCUAGGUUAAACUGUUCCUGUGUACACUCGUUGUUGCCAUCUCUUACUAAACCAAACUGCAAUAUCCCUCAACUGGUACUUUGGAAUUGUGGACUAGAUGACAAAUGUGCAGGAUGUCUGGGUCAAUACUUGGCAAGAACUAAAAUAAAUAAGCUUGAACUACCUUGGAAUAGAAUAACCGAUGUCGGUGUGGAGAAUCUAGUGGAUCAGUGUUCCAGUACGUGUAUUAAUUUUACCCAGUUAAACAUGGAAAACAAUGAAAUAACAGAUUCUGGUUUGAUGUUCCUGAUCAAUCGCUGUCCCAGUCUAACGAGGGUAGACCUCAGUCUCAAUGAAAUAACUGAUGUUGGUGUGGAGUACCUCACGAAUCACUGUCCUAGUAAUCUAAAAUUCCUAGGUCUUUCUCACACUAAAAUAACUGAUAGUGGUGUGAAAUAUCUUGCGGACCACUGUCCCAGUAGUUUAAUCGAGCUGGACCUAUCUACACAUAGGAUAACUGAUAGUGGCUUGGACUACAUCGUCAAACACCGUCCCAUAAAUCUACGUGAAUUAAACCUGUACCAGUGCGACGAAUACAGUUCAAUAUCAAAUGAAUGUAAAGAGAGGUGUUCUCAAUUUUGUAUGGAUAACUAUCCUGACUUUAACCUCGGAAUUUACAAUGAUUUCAGUGAUGAAAACAUACAGGAAGAAUUUGAAGAUAUAUGUUAGAGGAGGAAGGCAUUAGCAAAGUACAGUUUAACUUGUUGAAAAGCAACGAAAGACAAACGUUCAUCGAACGAUGCAAAAUCACAUUCACAAAAAAAAUCUCUGAUGAUGCAUCACUGAAUUAAAUUUAGAAACUAUUAUUGAGCUUAAUCGUUAUACAAACGACGGAUGAAAAAAUACACGUUUUGAUUUCUUU
Molecule: messenger RNA, 2200 nt
Organism: Exaiptasia diaphana
Lineage: Eukaryota; Metazoa; Cnidaria; Anthozoa; Actiniaria; Aiptasiidae
Product: NACHT, LRR and PYD domains-containing protein 3
Exons: 2
Coding region: 1-2007 (668 amino acids)
Cellular component (GO): cytoplasm
Molecular function (GO): protein binding
Source: RefSeq, a predicted model, not a curated record